This is a messenger RNA of Drepanopeziza brunnea f. sp. 'multigermtubi' MB_m1, 1950 nucleotides long. RefSeq lists its product as uncharacterized. Lineage: Eukaryota; Fungi; Ascomycota; Leotiomycetes; Helotiales; Drepanopezizaceae. Gene Ontology annotation, molecular function: protein binding. Gene Ontology annotation, biological process: anaphase-promoting complex-dependent catabolic process; cell division; protein ubiquitination. The record is from RefSeq and is a predicted model, not a curated record. Gene Ontology annotation, cellular component: anaphase-promoting complex; cytoplasm.
AUGUUCGUCAAACUUGGCGUUUGUGAGGUGAAACUCCCGGCAAUAGGGUCCAACUCAAUCCAAUCCAUUGCGAAUGUUCUUAACCCCGCCAUGGAGAAGUUCUUGCGGGACUGGCGCCAGGAUGCCCUCAACAAGCACCAGUACGACUCGGCCAUCUUUAUAGGUGACAAACUACUGGCUUUGACCCGAAAUGACAAGGACGCCUUCUGGCUCGCCCAAGUUCACUUCUCGACGGGCAACUACACUCGAGCCCAGAGCUUCCUCUCCAAACAAGACCUGAUCACCCGGAACCCCUCAUGUCGGUACCUUGCCGGACACUGCUUGAUCAAGCAGAAUAGAUUCGAGGAAGCGCUUAAUCUUCUCGGGGAGAAGAAUCCUACGCAUUUAAUCACAACAGCGGGCAACGGCCGGCGCAAGAUACAACAUACCAACGGCCACACUAGAGCCGGAUCGAAGGCCCUCGGGCGAAGUGAUAGGCAUGAUCGGAAAGAUGAAGGCGCUCAAGACGAAGCGGCGAACAUUAGAUUCGAGGCCGCUAUGUGUUUCCUCCGGGGACUUUGCUACGCGAAACAGAACGCUUUCGAUCGCGCAAAGGAAUGCUACAAGGAUGCCGUGAGAAUAGACGUCCAGUGUUUUGAGGCCUUUGAGCAGCUGAUGAAAAAUUGCUUGAUGUCCCCGGACGAAGAAUGGCGCUUCUUGGACUCCCUAGACUUCGAUACGAUAUGUGUGACCGAUGACCCAUCUUCCUCCCAAGAAGCCGCCGAAUUCACAAGGAUGCUUUACACAACCAGAUUGUCGAAAUACAAAAAUCCGGCCGCGUUUUCGACGGCAACGGAGACGCUGUCCACGCACUACAACCUUGCUAAUAACCCGGAUCUCCUCCUAUCCAAAGCCGACCUCUUGUUUACUCAGUGCCGAUUCAAAGAUGCAUUAUCAAUCACAAACUCUAUUCUACAGGGAGAUAAAUACAAUUUCAGCAUAUACCCUCUCCAUUUGGCCUGUUUAUACGAACUUCAGCUGAAGAAUGCCCUCUUCUUGAUUUCUCACGAUUUGGCCGACAACCAUCCCGAGGAGCCGUGUACUUGGCUGGCCGUUGGAGUAUAUUAUCUAGCUAUCAACAAAGUUGCCGAAGCUCGAAGGUACUUCAGCAAAGCGAGCAUGAUGGAUCCACAUUUUGGACCGGCCUGGAUCGGGUUCGCCCAUACGUUUGCUGCUGAGGGUGAGCACGAUCAGGCGAUAUCUGCAUACUCGACCGCUGCUCGCCUGUUCAUGGGCACGCAUCUCCCACAAUUGUUUCUAGGGAUGCAGAAUCACAUGUUAAACAACAUGACACUGGCUGAUGAGUUUCUAAAGACGGCAUAUGGACUCUGCACAACGGAUCCCUUACUUUUGAACGAGAUGGGCGUCGUGUUUUACCACCAGGAUCGUCUCCCAGAGGCUGUGCGGAUGUUCAGCAAAGCACUAGAUAUUGCGGAUGAGAUUGGCAGCGAUCCUUCAGCUUGGAUUUCAACCCGGUCCAACCUCGGACACGCGUAUCGUCGACUUCAAAACUGGGAUGAGGCCUUUGCUCAAUUUGACGAGGUGCUCCGCCUUGGGGGUAAAGACCCGAGUGUGUUCUGCGCAAAAGGUCUUGUCCUCAUGGAACAGCGCAGACCGUUCGAGGCCGUGGUGGUAUUCCACGAGGCCCUGGCCAUAUCGCCCCAAGAUGCAAUUGCCACGGAGCUUUUGAACAAGGCCCUUGAGGAGACUGCUGUGGCUGGUGGUGGAAACGGGGCCGAGGAUUUUGAGGAAGAUGAAGAUUUUGAAAAGCAGUUGGCAGCGAAGAAGGCAGAUGCAAGAGAUUUCUUAGCUAGGAAAACGAAGGAUAAAAGGAAGUUUGCGUUCAAACGGAGUAGUGAGAUUGGUAUGGAUGGCCAUGACAGCUUGAUGGAUUCGAGCGAUGAUGAAUGA